GGGGCAACAAGGGUGAAACUCUGUCUCCAAAAAAAAAAAAACAAGAUCACUCCAGCAUCUGGAAUCCAGAAUAAAGAGCAAGACCACAGCCUGGAACCUGAAGGUCAGCACCCUUGGGAGGUUCAGGCCUAGUUCUCCAUCACUGAAGACAUCUCAGGGAUAAAGAGUUGAGUGCUCGGCCGCACACGGUGGCUCACGCCUGUAAUCCCAGCAAUUUGGGAGGCCGAUCACUAGGUCCGAUCAAGACCAUCCUGGCUAACGCAGUGAAAUCCUGCCUCUACUAAAAAUACAAAAAAUUAGCCGGGCGUGGUGGCACGCGCCUGUAGUCCCAGCUACUCAGGAGGCUGAGGCAGAAGAAUCGCUUGAAUCCUGGAGGCAGAGAUUGCAGUGAGCCGAGAUCUCGCCAUUGCAUUCCAGCCUGGGCGACAAAAGCAAAACUUUGUCUCAAAAAAAUGAAAAAGAAAAAGAAAACAGGCUAGAAUGCACUUCAACUUAAGUCCUCGGAGCCAGGCUAAUUCAUGGGGAACCACAGAGGUGUAAUAGGCAUUUCUACACCUGGAUCAGCCCCAAGGACUGUAUUACCCUGUACUGCCCUUCCUAUUACUAUUUUCAGUCAUUUACGAAUAUUAGGCUGUAGUACUUUCACGCUGAAGCUUUGGCUAUUCAGAGCUCACUGUGUUUAAUCUUCAGUUACCUGAAUGGUGUUCACCUUCUGGUGUGGGUCAUCCUGGCUUGUGUUAGUUCUCUCUCUUGGGAAGGAGCCAGGACUUCAGAUCGAGUUAGCCUAGAUCUGGCCCAGCAGGGUACAGAAGGAGAAAAGCUGAAGAAAACAGGCGUAUAUUCGUGCCAAAAGGUUUUUGGCGCCAUUUAUUUAUGGCUUUCACCAUCGUAUGAGAGGACUAUUAAUGAUAGGUUGUAUUUGCUGACCGCCUACUUUGGGCUCCCCCAUGCAUUGUGCCGAAACCACCUCUCUCCUUCCUGACUUCCUCCGCCUGGGCUGGGGAGCCCUGAGCUGCGGUUCGCAGGCCGGCUUGCCUGCCGACGGCCGGAAGUCUCUAUCCAGCAGAAGCACAGCCAUUCACGGCCUAACGCUAUGCGACACUUCCGCCUGCACGAGCUCUUCCGGGGUGGAGGUCACCAUGGCAGCUGCCUUGGCUCGGCUUGGUCUGUGGCCUGUAAAGCAGGUUCGGGUUCAAUUCUGCCCCUUCGAGAAAAACGUGGAAUCGACGAGGACCUUCCUCCAGGCGGUGAGCAGCGAGAAGGUCCGCUCCACUAAUCUCAACUGCUCAGUGAUUGCGGACGUGAGGCACGACGGCUCCGAGCCCUGCGUGGACGUGCUGUUCGGAGACGGGCAUCGCCUGAUUAUGCGCGGCGCUCAUCUCACCGCUGUGGAAAUGCUCACUGCCUUCGCUUCCCACAUCCGGGCCAGGGACGCGGCGGGCAGCCGGGACAAGCCGGGCGCUGGUACUGGUUGCUGACAGCGUCAGAGAGACCAACAAGAUGAUUUUAGCGUGGACUAGGACACUUAACCUAAGAAGAGUUUCACUUAAUCAUUCAAAUCACUAUCUGGAGGGCCACGGAGCGCAAAAUAAAAUGUAAAACCCUGCUACCACAA
Messenger RNA from Rhinopithecus roxellana (golden snub-nosed monkey), 1615 nucleotides. It is a transcript of the gene MRPL53, whose product is annotated as mitochondrial ribosomal protein L53. NCBI's taxonomy places the organism in Eukaryota, Metazoa, Chordata, Mammalia, Primates, Cercopithecidae. The coding region runs from base 948 to 1478 and encodes 176 amino acids. The record is from RefSeq and is a predicted model, not a curated record. The transcript is spliced from 3 exons. Gene Ontology annotation, cellular component: mitochondrial large ribosomal subunit.